This is a messenger RNA of Penaeus vannamei (Pacific white shrimp), 1424 nucleotides long. RefSeq names its product transport and golgi organization 9 (gene Tango9). Gene Ontology annotation, cellular component: Golgi membrane; intracellular membrane-bounded organelle. Gene Ontology annotation, biological process: pyrimidine nucleotide-sugar transmembrane transport. The record is from RefSeq and is a predicted model, not a curated record. NCBI's taxonomy places the organism in Eukaryota, Metazoa, Arthropoda, Malacostraca, Decapoda, Penaeidae. Gene Ontology annotation, molecular function: pyrimidine nucleotide-sugar transmembrane transporter activity.
UCUGCCUGACUGUGCCCCGCUGCGUCUACAGGGGCAACAUUGACUCUUUGGUCUCCCUGAAAGUGUGUUCAAAGGACGCGAAGGUUGAAUAACGUCAAAGGAGGCGUCUAUGCAUUCAGAUCUCACCUUCGCACCUUAGCCUUCAACCAGUCGUUUUCACAAUCUCAUUUAAGAAUGGCUUGGUCCAAGAAACAGCUGCUCCUGGCGCUGGUCAUGGUCACCACCGGCUCGAUCAACACCUUAUCCACCAAGUGGGCUGAUCUCCAGACGUCAGAGAACCGCCAGGGUCACGAGACCGCGUUCAAACAUCCGUUCUUCCAGGCCGCUGGGAUGUUCGUAGGGGAGACCAUGUGUAUGUUGGCCUUCUUCAUCCAGCGAGCAGUGGUACGACACCGCUCCCGAAACUCCAUGGAAAUGUCUUCGGAAUCCUUGAGAACUGAGGACUUCCCGCCUUUUAUCUUCUAUAUACCAGCCAUUUGCGACAUGACGGCCACAUCCCUCAUGUACGUCGGCCUCAACCUCACCUUCGCCAGCUCAUUCCAGAUGCUGCGAGGUGCCGUGAUAGUGUUCACAGGCCUGCUCUCCGUGGCCUUCCUGGGCCGCCGCCUCCGCUACUUCCACUGGAUUGGAAUCUUCACCGUCCUCCUCGGCCUCAUCAUCGUGGGUCUCUCGGACUUCCUCACCUCAGACACGGGAGAUAACGCGGAUAUAAACGGCAUAAUCACAGGCGAUCUACUCAUCGUGAUUGCCCAGGUGGUGACGGCGACACAGAUGGUGGUGGAAGAGAAGUUUCUGUACAAGUAUAAUGUGCCUCCCUUACUAGCAGUCGGUUGGGAAGGUUUGUUCGGGUUCAUAACACUAUCCAUCCUUCUGAUACCCAUGUACUACAUCCCCGUCGGGGCAUUCAGCGGCAACGAGCGAGGGGUCAUGGAGGAUGCCAUAGACGCCUUCGUGCAGCUGGGGAACAACGGGCUCCUUCUGCUGGCCUUCCUGUUGAACGUCUUCAGCAUUGCCUUCUUCAACUUCGCCGGCGUGAGCGUGACGAAGGAGCUGUCUGCCACCACGAGGAUGGUGCUCGACUCCAUUCGCACGCUCGUCGUCUGGGUCUUCUCUAUCAUGCUUCAGUGGGAGAGCUUCCAAUACCUACAGCCGGUCGGGUUCCUGGUGCUGGUGGUGGGCAUGAUGACGUACAACGACGUGAUCAUCUUGCCCUUCCUGCGUCGCCGAGGCUGCGUCAACGACGCUCCUGCUGACCCUCCUCCCGCAACAAUUUCUCCAGCCGCGCAGAAACGGACGCAGCCUCCCGGCCAGGACGUGGUGGACAACAACUCCCGGGUUGACCCUUUUUAGAAUUCCGCAAAUGUCAGCGCAUGCAUGUAUGUGCUCUUAUUGCUUUACAUUAAAUUGACUCUGUAAUGCUCACA